ACGUCUUAGGUAUCGGAGGCGGACGAGAAGUGCGGAGCGGUGCUAAGUAGUGAGCGCGAAUGCCACUUCGGUCUUCGUUGGUGUAGGUUGUUCUGCAAAGAUUCUCCAAUUCAACUUGAAGCUAAUACAAUUUCAUUUGAUGAUACUCAAUCAUAUCUUUCUGAUCUACUACUUUUUGGCAAGUAGAAUAAACAUAAAAACGCGUGUAAAAGAAACCGUUGUGAUAGUUUCGAAGUCACUAUGACCUGUUCUUGGUGGAACUCAGGUUGGCUGCUGGGGUUGUUGCUGCUCGCGUUUGAGCUGCAGUUCAUGGCCGCCACACCGUCACCAAUGAGCCUAGCCAAUUUCCUCCUCGCCCUGCGAGAGGGCCCGGUGGUGCUGCCCCAGAUGUCGCAGCUCAGUCACUUCAGGACGUUCUCCUGCACCAGCAGGCGAGACGGCGCCUACCCUGACCUACAGUCCUCCUGCACCGCCUACUUCAGGUGCCUGGGAGGCAGCGUGUUCUCGUACGUGUGUCCAGUCGGUCAGAAAUUUGACCGAGAAGAACAAGAAUGCAAGCCCGCGCGGUCUGUGUCGUGUCCGGCGCUCUUUCCGCACACCCGGAAAUGUCGCAAUCAAACAGAUGGAUUUUAUCCGGAUUACGCGGAUGGAUGCAGAUCCUACUAUCGGUGUCACGACGACGAAGUUGUGGCCACAGGCCGCUGUGACCGCGGGACGCUGUGGGACUUCGCCACAUCCUCGUGUGGGUCGAGCCUGAGGACCACUUGCUCCCCCCCAUCCUGCUGGGGACUGCCGGACGGUCCCCACCCGGUCGAGGGGUCGGGGUGCACGGCUUACUUCACCUGCAAGGAUGGUCUCAGGACUGAUAAUAUUUGUCCCAGUGGCACCAUCUUCGAUUACAUGGAAAAGGUAUGCGUGAGCAGCUCACGCAGCGUGUGCUACGAGCGCGUGUGCGAGGGCCGGCAGAACGGCAAGCAUGCGAUGCCACGAGCGCCAUGCCACGCGUACUUCAGAUGCUUCAACGCUGCCCUGGUCCAGGUCGAAGUGUGUCCAGCACGCCACAUCUUUGAUGGUUACGAGUGCGUCAGGGCAGGGAACUUCUCGUGCUGGACCGAGAACAACGUGUCGUGUGCCGAGAGACCGGAUGGGGUUUACUCUGGGGACGACAAAGAAUGUCGUGGGUUCUUCCUCUGCCGCCAAAAUAGACUCGUCAAGAGUUUCAAGUGUGCUUCGGGACUGGUGUUUAAUGGAGAAAAUUGCGUUGACAGUCAGAACUACAUUUGUUCGUCCAGACCCAAAGUUCCUGACUGCAGCAACAAGCUUGAUGGCUACUACAUAACUGAUAAGUCUAACUGUCGGGCUUUUUACUACUGCAGGGAAGGUUCUAAACUCAGCGAUCACAACUGCCCUGGAAAUUAUGUCUUCAAUGGAGAGCAUUGUACCGAUCCUCAAAACUUCUCCUGUUAGCCACAGCAUUUUACAAGUAAUGGAUUGAAAUCAGGAUGAUGAGACUGAGGUCUCAUUAGCGAUAAGAAAAUGCUUCUCAAUCCCAGCCCUCAUGAAUUGAUUUAGUCCAAAGUUAUAAAUUACUCACAGGGAAGAUUCCUGAAUUCGGAAGAAUUACAGUACGCCGGCAGCAAAACGUUUGUUACUAUCUUCCGAAUUAGAUCUUGAAGAAACGUUUACCCAACUUCGAACAAAAGAAGGUUUUUGGUAAUGGUCUUUCGUUCCUCAAAAUUUCGAAGUUUGACACCGCUUUUGCUUCUAACAAAUUCUCGAAUAAUGGAAUGUAGGUAUAUUUAGCUCUAAUGAUGGCGUACCAUGAUUGCUCGAGUUAUCACUCGUAUGUAACUGUAGAAAUUUUUUGAUUUCUCGUUUAGAGUUGUGUCCCUGUAAGGGAGUUAUGUGGUUUAAAAACGAAAAAUCAACCGUUGGAUUUUCCUCACAUAUAUUCUCAUAAUUAGUGCAUAAGGAAAUUGUUUUUACUCUGUUGGGUGCUUGGUUUUGACGGCCACGGCCACGGGUGUAUGCAGUUAGCAUACUCAGGUUAGUUUGUAUAGUACAAGCUUUAAAUUGUAGGCAGUUAUUCUGCCAGUUGAGGCGUUAGAAUUCCACUUAUCUAUGAUACUUUGAAUAGUACUUUCUAUGAAAGUUACCUUAACUUGUGCAAAUGUUCAAGUUAUUUAGGCUUACAUAGGAGGACAUACUUAAUUUCUGCUAUUUUUAUCCUUAUUACAUGUAAUCAAUAAGUUAUAACACAAUUAAUCCAACUUAAA
This is a messenger RNA of Hyalella azteca, 2276 nucleotides long. RefSeq names its product peritrophin-48-like. Gene Ontology annotation, cellular component: extracellular region. The transcript has 6 exons. The coding region runs from base 241 to 1467 and encodes 408 amino acids. NCBI's taxonomy places the organism in Eukaryota, Metazoa, Arthropoda, Malacostraca, Amphipoda, Hyalellidae. The record is from RefSeq and is a predicted model, not a curated record. Gene Ontology annotation, molecular function: chitin binding.